AUGCCGGGGAAUUUGGAGCCGUUGGACCUUGGAAUCCAAAUACCUUACCAUUUCAGAUGCCCAAUCUCUCUCGACCUAAUGUCCGAUCCAGUAACCGUCUCCACCGGCCAGACUUACGACCGCACCAGCAUCGAGUCAUGGAUCGCCAUGGGUAACACCACUUGCCCCGUCACACGCGUCGCUCUCUCCGACUUCACUCUCAUCCCUAACCACACUCUCCGCCGUCUAAUUCAAGAGUGGUGCGUCGCUAACCGCUCUAACGGCGUCGAACGGAUUCCCACGCCGAAACAGCCGGCGGAUCCGAUUUCCGUUCGUUCUCUCCUCAGCCAAGCCUCCGCAAUUUCGGGAACUCACGUCUCUGUUCGCUCACGCGCCGCCGCGAUUCGUCGUCUAAGGGGAUUGGCUAGAGAUAGCGAGAAGAAUCGGGUUCUGAUCGCUGGUCACAACGCGAGGGAGAUUCUCGUGAGAAUUUUGUUCGCCGAUGUUGACGCCGGACGGGAAUUUUCGUCGUCGGAGCUUGUUUCCGAGUCACUCGCUCUCUUGGUUAUAUUUCAUAUGACGGGGGAAGAGUGUGAGUCAAUUGCGUCGGAUCCGGGUCGGGUCGGGUUUAUGACCCGGUUGUUGUUCGACUCUUCGAUUGAAAUCAAGGUAAACGCCGCCGCGUUGAUAGAGAUGGUGUUGACCGGAUCGAAAUCGACGGAUCUGAAAGUGAUAAUCUCCGGAUCGGAUUCGAUUUUCGAAGGCGUUCUCGACCUUCUCAAAAACCCGAUUUCGUCACGGCGAGCUCUGAAGAUCGGAAUCAAAGCGCUUUUCGCUCUCUGCCUCGUGAAACAAACGCGACACCUCGCGAUCUCCGCCGGAGCUCCGGGGAUUCUAAUCGACCGUCUCGCGGCGGAUUUCGACAGGUGCGAUACGGAGCGGGGGUUAGCGACGGUUGAGCUUCUUUGCCGGCUACCGGAAGGUUGCUCGGCUUUCGGAGAGCACGCAUUGACGGUGCCGCUUAUGGUGAAGACGAUCUUAAGAGUGUCGGAUAGAGCGACGGAGUACGCGGCGGGAGCGUUGCUGGCACUUUGCACGGCGGAGGAACGGUGUAGAGACGAGGCUGCGGCGGCGGGAUUGGUGACGCAGUUGCUGCUUCUGGUGCAGAGCGAUUGUACGGAAAGAGCAAAGAGGAAAGCUCAGAUGCUUUUGAAGCUUCUCAGAGACUCUUGGCCGGACGAUACAAUUGUCAACUCCGACGAUUUCGGUCGUAGCGAAGUGGUGCCGUUUUGA
Thlaspi arvense is the source of this 1272-nucleotide messenger RNA. The record is from the annotation of a GenBank genome assembly. NCBI's taxonomy places the organism in Eukaryota, Viridiplantae, Streptophyta, Magnoliopsida, Brassicales, Brassicaceae.